Molecule: messenger RNA, 1980 nt
Organism: Spodoptera litura
Lineage: Eukaryota; Metazoa; Arthropoda; Insecta; Lepidoptera; Noctuidae
Source: RefSeq, a predicted model, not a curated record
UUUACAUUUUAUUGGUUGGUUUUAUGAAUUUCCAUUUACUAACCAAGAUUAUUUUAAUCCAGAGAUUAUUUGAAGACGUAGCUCUGGACACGAAUCAAUGUUGAUCUUCUAAGUAGUAAAUAAAACGUAAUAUUAAUGAAUAGCUCUCUACACAGCUGUAAGAAGACUGAACUGUCCAAAACUGUACGACACGCGACCAAAUAAUUUGCUUAAAAAUUCCAUCUGUCUUUACGACGCAGUCAUAAAAUGCAAGCAUAAAACAUGUUAUCAAAGUGCAUGGAAACUCAUUACCAAAGGAAAUCAAAAACUUGGAAUAAACAUUUAAGAUGAAACAAAAAUGGUUAUACGUAUUAACGUAGGUAUAAUUAGAACUGUUUUUAUUUCAAUAGUUGCGAACAAUGUUAUUAGGAUAGCAGCAACAGAUUUAUCCGCGGACGACGGUCAAUUAUUUAACAAUGAUGAAGAAGCUGUGGAUAGUCAAAACCAAUACAAUAAUGAACAGCCCAAAUUCAAAGUACAAGAAACCAUUAUAAAACAGAAAGAUGAUUAUGACAAUGAAGAAGAUAUUAAAGCUUUGUUAGAAGAGAAGUAUAAGUUUAAGAAUGAUGAGACGUCCACGAGGUUUAAGGUGACAAAAGAGGAGAGAGGAGAAUUUCCAGUUCUGGACUCGAAAAAACCCGAAUUCCAUAAGACCCUCAUGCGGCGAGAGAGCGAGUCAGACCAGUUCAACCAAACAUUCUUUCCUGAGAAUCACGAUGAACGCCACAUAGCUUGGGCAUUCCGGUCGUAUGCUGUGCGUCGUAUCGUGGGAGGCAUGGAGACCAGCGUCAGUAUGUACCCGUACAACGUGGCCAUCUCCAGGAAUGCUAAGCACUGGUGUGGAGGCUCCAUCAUUGAUGAGCAGUGGGUGCUCACUGCUGGGCACUGUUUGGAAUCAGCCUUUGAUGGCGACAAGAGAAAGCUGCAGCCGUUUAUCAUCAGAGCUGGCAGCUCCUUCCACAACCGUGGAGGAUACCAAGCACGGGUCAAUAAGGUGUUCUUCCCUCACGAAUAUGUGCCGGGAAAUGCAGACUACGACUACUCUUUACUUCGCUUAGACCGGCCCAUGCCCAUUGGACGGAACAUUGCAGUUCUGAAUCUGCCUUCCAAGGACUACAUGAUGAAAGAGAGUGACAUCCUCAUCGUCACAGGUUGGGGGAGUACAGAUGAAUCCGGUUACGGUCACAUUCCGGACCGGUUACGGUUCGUCCCGGUACCAGUGAUGCGGCUGGAGGACUGUCAGAAAUCGUACCGGUUCUACAUCACGCCGCGGAUGCUGUGUGCUGGAUACGCUACCGGAGGGAAAGAUGCUUGCAAUCACGACUCUGGUGGUCCGGCAGUGAGAGACGGUGUGCUCCUCGGCAUUGUCUCCUUCGGUGGCAAGCAGUGUGGUGACCCCCGCUCUCCAGGAGUCUACAGCCGAGUGUCCGAGAUCACAGAGUGGGUGGAAGACACCAUCACCAAUAACGAAGCCAACACAGUACCUGAACUGUUGCCGAAGAUACAGAAAGCUAGGCAAAGGGAGAAGGAAUUGCAGAAAUUCAAAGCAAGAGUGGAAGAUAAGAAAAACAAAAUCAAAACAUGGCUCCGUGAGACUCUCAAGUCGCCAACAUUCAUAGAACUAGCCAAAAAGAAACUCAAAGAAGCUGGUUUCCAUACGAGAAGGACGAAUGAUUAUGACACGUUAAAUGUGAGUAAUCUUGAUGAUAAAAUGAUAGAUGAAAUAAACCUUACAAAUAUGAUUAAUGAUAGAAUAAUAGACGAUGGUGACGGCUCUGAGUCGGAUAAAUUACUAAGAACAUUAGCUUUGCACGAAGUUAUGUUGAAUGAUAGGAGCACGGAGAUGUUUGCCCACAGGACAAAUCCAGAAGAUGACAGUGACAGUACGGAGAGCUUUAUAGCUUAUAUUAGUGGAAAUAGAUGAAUAAAUAUUGUAACAAA